GCCCUGAUAACAAAGUACACCGCUCACUUCAAACACGCAUGUUUACCAGGAGACUUUCCGACAAGGAUCGAGACGCGUUCACCUGUUUUCUUACAACAGGCAUUUCCACCUUCACAUGCUGGAUUAUCCGUAUUCCAGACCUCUGCCCCCUCUCUCCACCCCUUUCCGUCGAAGUCCCCGCCUGACCACAGAUCUUGAACUCUGCUAGGUCUUUUCGUCGCUCCGAUUGCCCAAGAUGUUGCCAAAUUUUCUCCAGAGCACCUACUCAACGUACAAGCGCGACACCGACGCCAUCGCUAAUUGGCUUGCGACUACAGCGAGAGAAUACGGCUAUUCUCCACAGGUCCUUGAAGACGACAAGACGACAGUUCAGCCCCUGCUUGAGUCACAGAGCGUUUGCCAACCAUCUGUUCAAGCUCCUUCGACAAGGCUGAAGGGUAAGGCUCGCAAGCUCGCAAGGGAGGCUGCUUCUACCGCUGCAAAUUGCCUCCCCACUGCUUCGCGAGUCUACACCAUCCCUAUCAAGUCAUUCACAAUUUUGGCAUCUGAAAUUGUCUCGCGCAAGAAAUCUUCAGUUAGCAUUCCUGCUGUAUUGGGAAAGACUUUGAACCGUGCAAUCGCUUUUCGCAAGGAUCACAACGAUUGGUUCAGUCGCAAUGAAGACAAAGAUACAUCGUCAGCGAAUGAGAGCCAUGCCCAUUUUAUCUCAGUCCUCGAACGUGUGCGUCAGAUCCUCGCACCGCAUAUGGCCACCGGAGUUGCGCACGAAGCCGUCAAGAGGUCUUUCAAGGACAUGAGCCUUAAGAAGUCGACUGAGCCACGCACCAACAACCUCUUCGAAGACCUUGAGGUAGAAGAGUCAUCUGAAGAAUUUCUCGAUGCGCCAGUGUCCGAGAAUGUUGCCUCAUCUACUACCAAGGCUGGUGACAAUAUCCGCUACCAAGCCGAACGCCUGUCGAAGGCUGAAGAAAAAGUUAUCGCCCAGAGCUGUCUUCUCGAAGCUGUUGCGGAUAUCAGAACUUUUAUUAAAGGACUGUGGCAACGCUACCGCGACAGAGAGCAAAUGGACUUGAUGGCAGCUGCUGUCACCACGAAUACUGCAAUCGAGAUGGUCAGAAAGUUGCACGAAGACUACGCCAAGUCGUUCCCGGACGAUGCUGAGUACAUAGACAUCAUCAAGAAGCCCUAUGAUUGGCUCUUUACACAAGUUGGAGAGGGCGCCUACGAACUUGAACCAUCUGACGAAAAAGUGGACGCCGCUCUGUACGCCAAAGGUGAUGAGAUCUUUAUGACCACUCAUCUCAUACUCGAGACUUUGCGAAACUCCAUGUAUACGAAACCUCAGUUGCCCGUCAUCGAUGUUGCUCUUCUGAACCAUGGCGACACUUCUAAAGAGUGGUCAAUGAGAUCGUCCGAAGACAAGCACCUUGACGAUGAAGUCGUGCUGAGCAAGGCUUGGACAGGACUGGUGAUUCUGGCUCAUAUGAAAGACAUUGUCAAGGAUGAUCUGACUGAGGGCGUCCGAGCACUGACAAUGAACGAAAAGGUUCCAUUCUGGCUUACAGUCGCAGCUCAGAUAUUCCUUGACGUCAGGCAUGUAUUGGGUCCAGAGGUUGAGCGGCCCUUUGAAGAGAUGCAGAAAGGAGCGAGAUACAUGAAGUCGUCGAUUGGUCAGACCAUCGCCUUCCACCAAAAGCUGCCACCCAACCCCAGAUUCGACCCGGGAGACAAAACGAAACUGCCACACAUCGCCAAGGUCAAUGAGCUCUUACUGUUGGGAGAUCUGGUCGAUGAGGCUUUGUCCGCGGAGGGCAUUGACAUGAAGACGAGAGAUGAAUACCGCAACUUUGGAAAACAGCACCCAAUUCUCUGCGGGGUCUGGCUCUUUAGCAUAAGACAUAAGAUGCAGCAAGUCAGCUUUGACUUCGCCAGGCUCUGGAGCACUACUGUCUACUGUGCCCACAUAUACAACGCUGUCAGGGUAGAGGGUCUCGUCCCAUCAGGCUGGGAGGACAUGGAAGUGCUCUGUACGCUACAAGACCAAAACAACCUCUUCAUGGGAACCUAUCCCGAGACACUUGUCGAGUGUGUCAACCGUUCAAACACUUGCAUGGGUUGCUCGCCCCUCAUGAGCGCAAGAAACCAAAGAAGGCCCGGACCCAUACACAACCUUAGCGGCAUGCGCACUCUUAAAUACGCCUUUCCCAUCUCCGAUCUGUUCUUUGGCCGCCUUGGAAUCGGCAGACAUAGCUUGCCCACGAAUCUGUCCCUCGUAGAGGAAAAGAUCGAAGCUCAGUACCCGAGAAGCGUCACCAAGAAAAGCUUUGUGUUCUACAAAGACAACAACCCUACCAAGCUGGCAAGAGGAAGACCAUCUCAAUCUUCUAACGCAGUCAACAAGAAGAAGCUCGACAGUAUCGACUUUCUGAGCGGUCUGGCCACUGCACUCCACAACGAAGGCGUGCAUUUGACCUUCGACUACCUCCGCCUCCACCGCACCUGCUGCGAAGUACUCCAGGACAUGGUCGGAGAAAUUGAAGACGAGGCUGGUCGAUCGCUUCAGGAGUCUAUGUUCGCGCCCGAUUUCUUCGACCGCGAUAAGCUUCUUUGGGAGCCCGACUUUGUCACCUUUCUUCUUGCCCUGGUGUCUCAAGUGCAUAUGAAGAGGAUGCCCAAGGACAACAGAAACAAAGCUCGUCGCGCUCUGGCGAAAGCCGCCAAGUGUAUCGAGGACAAGACCAAGGGCAAGGCUGGCAGCAUCGGUAUCGACGUCGUCAGAAAGGGAUUCGGCUACGAGUGGGACUGGGACAGCAGAUGAUGGAUUUGAAGACUAAAGAAACAAAAAACAUACGUAAUCAAGGCAAGAGAAACGGCAGUCAGUGAUGGAAGGCCAAAGAGAAGGAUAGCAAGACACGAUAAGAGAAUGGGUACAAGAUAAUCCAAUUCGAUUUCAUCAGACUCCAUCCUAGACAGGACAGAAUCAAAGACGAUGCAG
Molecule: messenger RNA, 2995 nt
Organism: Aureobasidium pullulans EXF-150
Lineage: Eukaryota; Fungi; Ascomycota; Dothideomycetes; Dothideales; Saccotheciaceae
Exons: 1
Coding region: 236-2818 (860 amino acids)
Source: RefSeq, a predicted model, not a curated record